AUGCCGUCCACGUACGCCCAUGAGCCAGAUAUGCGCGCGCUGUUGACCAUCACGCGGUGCGUUUCCGCCAUGCAGCACUCGAAGAUACAGUCGUGCGCGGCCCUUUUUUCGGAUGCACAUGACAACCUCAUGCGUGAUUCAUGCGCUUCUCACGUGAGGGUGCGUAGGGAGGGGGAGCCAACUGGCUAUGCAAGCGGCACACGCGAGCCGCUGCGGGGCAAGCAGCCAUCGUCGACGAUGCGCCGAACCCGGUGGCCCAAAGCAGCACGGCGGGGCCUUGCUUUCGAGGACUCUCCAGCACCACCACCGCCAUCCUUCUCGAAGCACGCAGCGCACCGAGAGUGCAGUGCAUUCUUCACUUCAAUGAGGCUCGCAGAGGAAGACAUACGAGUGGAGGAGUAUGUGCUGGGCAUGAACAGCGACCGGAAUGCGUCAGGCAUGAGGCACGGGGAGGCCCACGAUACGCAGUCCGCUGAGUCUCGUGCAUACUGGAGCUUCGGCUCCUUACAGCAAGACAGGGACUUAAUCAGGAGUGGCACUGACGCCAGAGGUGCCCACUUUUCGGCGUUCGACGCCCCUGCCGCGUCACGCGCUGCUUCUCUCGUGUCUCCCAGCGGCGCGGCUGCACGGACGGUUUUGCAGCUAUCGACGUCUCGUUCGCAUCUGCAGCGCCAGCCGCCAUCACCGCCACCAUCGGGGCCACAGUCUGCUGCAGCUGUCGCUACACCGGGACUCGGUGCACACCCCCUCCGACUGAACAUCAGCGCUGAUGUUUGUAGCAAGAACUCUCGUGCAAGCAACCGUCGCCACCUUACCUUGUCCUCGCUCAGCGUCUCGAAGGUGAAUGAUAUAUCGUGUACCACACGAACCGAUUCUGCAUCCGCCGUCGAUGGACUGUGCCAUGCUGGCGGUUUCGACCUUGCGCAGACAAGCUCCGCGAGGCAUAGCUCACAUCAAGCGCUGCAGCGGCAGCCGGACUGCCAGGACAAGCAUGCGAGCUCCCGGCCGACUCGGUGGAUGACGUCGGAGGAGGGAGAAGCAUCUCUUGCAUUGCUGGUACAGAAGACGGUGCACAACGGUAGCGCCGCCCCGUCCGUCGCCGCCUCCCUCUCUCCGCCGUCGGUUACUGCGGCUGUGGCGCGCAACGGCAGAAGCGUGACGUCCAGCGACACGGAAGCCCUGCGACCAUCCGCGCUGCCUGCCGGUGCAUAUUCGCCUCCUCGGAGCUCGAGCGCCUCCGUCGCAUCUUUUUAUUCCCACUUCUUUUCCUCUGCUGAGCGCGGCGGCCGUCGCAGCACCAGUCGCAGUACUAGCAUGCGCCGUGAAGGCCGCAUGUACGAAGCGGAGGCGACCGCAACGGGCAGCGGCGGCACUAGGGCUCUCUUACAUGCUGAUCCCACAGCAGCUGAAGCUGGAGCAGCAGGCAGUUUUGCUCUCGAUGCGAGGGGGCACCCAGCUGACAGACGAGCCGAUGACGUUAACGCAAGUGCGGUGAGGGCGGCUUCAGAUGGCCCGCAGCACGCCACACACGCUGUUUCGGAGAAGUCGCCGUCGGUAGAUUGUGUGCCCUCCCGACCAGCCGCGUCUUCUUCACUGGAUCUUGAGCGGUAUACUCUGCCGGUGGAGUUGUUGCCUCUGCUAAGCACCACUGUGCUCGCCGUCACAGCGAGCAAGGCCUCACCCGCGCCAUUUAGCAGUUGGUCACUGCGCUUCUCUCCACCCUCCGCCGCAGCGGCUGUUGUUGCUGGCGAGGCUCGCGUGAUGGGGGCUUCGUCCUCACAGAAGUCGACGCGCAAGAGCGAGACCGCCAACGUGCGUUGCCGGGAUGUGUCCCAUGCGUCGGCUUCAUUGUCUCGUGCGUCCGGGUUGGCCUCUGCUUCUAUCGCCAUGGCGGCCAAGGCGGACGCGCGCCUCGCUGAAGCGCCGCCGACGCCGCCGGACGGGCUGUCGAGGCCGGAAGCAGCGAACACCGGUGCGGCACGUAGACAAUAUCCUUCACCGCCGCCCCUGCCUUCGCCGCGCCCUGAGUCUUCGCCAGGCGCCGACAUGUGGCGCGCGGGUGCUUUAGUGCAGCGAUCCUUAUCGCUACACGGCAGUCGCGGGGCAGAGCCGGUCUCAGAGAGAGUCGGAGAAACGCUGCUAGAGCCGCCGGCGUGCGCAGAGAGUCCCUCUUACUCCCUUCCAAGGCGCCGACGGUCUCCACUCGAAGGCGCCGCAAAUAUGCCUGAUGUGGUGGGGAGGGAUGCCCAAUCUUCCGUGUCCGCUGUGGCGGGCACUCGUGAUAUCGCCGGACCGGUGCAAUCGGUGGCAGAUGGGGGGCAGAGGAAGACACUAAUCGACCCAGCUGCCCGACUGGGGCCAGGAGAGAAAAUUGUCCAUGGCUUUCGGGGGCGACAGUACGCAGCCCCACAGUCGAAGACCAGCGACGCGGCAGACGAGCCACCGACUGCGGUGAGUGAGAUGGAGGACGACGUGCCAAGAGAAGCGGACACACGCACCGCUGGCGACCCGAUGUGUUGCCUCGCAAGAGAGGUCAGUGAGGCGCGGCGGAAUGAGCAGCAGCAGCAGCAGCAGAAACAGCAAAAGUGGCAUCACUAUGUGAUGCACGCGCCCCCCGUGAGGGCUCCCGGCGCAUCUCCGCCGAGUCGGAGCAGCGUAGUGGCUGCGUCUACUCAUCACCGGCAAACGGGCGUGCCGCUGUCUACGUCACUGGGCGUCUUCUCCGCGACAACUCCUCCUCCUCUCGCGCAACGUGGCAAUUGCAGUUUGUUUUUGGCUGGUUGCGGCGACGAUAACGCCUCUGUGCGCUCACCCGCGAUCGCUGCCAGACGGGGGGUGCAGGAAGCACCCGACAGGACCGGUAGCGGCUGCGCUCGCUGUUCACCAGCGGCUUCAAAACUCGAAGCGGUGGAGCUGGGCCACGGAGGAGCGACGGCAGCCACUGCUGAGGCGCCGGAGCAUUCGCGGCUAAAGCCCCCAGCGCUGAGCCAUGCAGCUGUUGCCUCGAUGGGGAGAAGCGAGGUAGGUAGAGGCUUGUAUCGCCUCCACAGUGACAGCGGUGUCCGAGCAAACGACGCGGGCGGUGAGGGCUUUGACAACGAGAGUCGCACUAACGGCACAACGGCGCGCCGGCCAAGGCGCUAUCACGGUGACGGCGAGUCCACCACCCGGCACAGAGUCACCGCUGACCCCGCCGCGUGCCACGCUCCGUUCGACUCACUUCACAGCGCCAGCGCGGACCUCGAUUGGGUCGCGAACGACCACGCAGCUCAGCAGCGACUGCAGCGCUUCACUGGCGACGCGGGACCACUUGCCGUGCCUUCAUCCAUCGACACCGCUGUGACCGGGUCACCGUCUGCGCUGGCAGAUUUGGCGGUGCGUGAGGGCUUUGUCAGGCGGGGACGCGUGAUGGGCUCGCAAGCUCCCGCCGCGCCGCUGCCCACCUGCGGUGCCGUGGAAACUGAGGACUUGGACCAGGGUGACCCCACGCUAUCGGUGCGGCGCGCAGACAGCUGCACGAGCCACUUCGAGGUGUUGCUGUGCACGUCAUUCGAUUCGCAAACACGAUACGAAACCCCGCCACACUCACCUUACACCCCGGUGCUUGGCUCAUCGCUCACGAACAGAGCCGGCAUCCCUUGCAUGGACUCGUUUGCUUCCCUGGAGCACACCCCGCUGCCGCAAUCUGUGACGAGUGCAGCCGCGAUGGAGGGUUCAGCGACGGAGUGCGACGCCCCUGUCAUGUCGACCUUCUUUGCAGAUGACCACGUAGCUGACGCGAUCCCGGCGGCAGUGGCUGCGCGACAAGUGACAGGGGGGCGAGACGACGACGUAGCCGACGACGUGCCUGCCACACAAGGCCUUGUGUCGGGGGUGGAGGAGAAGGCUGAGGUACAUAUCCGGCCCCACUACGUUGAGAGCGACAGCGGCCCCGGGCUGCAUUCGUCAGUGGAACGGUCGUCAUCACUUGGCUCGCAAAACCCCGACCAGCCUUCUUGUGCCACUCAACCAGCAGGGCGCACUUUCGGUGACGUCGGCGCGGAAGCUGCCCACCCCACCUCACCGACCUCUUCCAGGACGAGGAAUACGUUGGCCGCUUGCUCACAUUGUACCCCCCUGAACAGUUGCCUCCACAGCAAUUCGGUGUCCAGAGCAUGGCCUACGCACACCUGCCACGCAGCGAGCGCAUCGGCGAGUCGAGGCCUUAGGGAGGCGUACACAGGCCCAUCAAGCGAUCUCGGCACUAGCGAGGAGCCGGGAAACAGCGAUGGCGAUGGGGUGGAAGAUAGCCUCGAUGACGCACCGAUGCUGUGGGAUCGCCAUGCACCCUACCCCGCCCCCACCCUCUCCAUUGACGGCGGCGACGUGUACUCGAGCGUGCCCUCCGCGUCAACGCGGCCCCCGCCUCCGCGGGGGCCGCUGCGCGAGCCACGGCAGCAGGUGCACUGGCAGCGAGAGACUUCUCUGCUGUCCUCCUCUUCGGCACACGUGAAUGAUGCGGAGGACACGGUGGCAGCGUUGAAGUCGACGGUUAUUGCUCACGGAACAGGAGGCUGCCGAGCGGAAGCGGGGGAAGGCAGCCACCGCCACGUGGCGCCAGAGUUGUCUUCCUCGAUAGCUUCGAUCAACGCGGUCUCGUCGGUGACGACCUCAUCGCGACUCCGACGUGGGUACCACCCGGGCGAGAGGCAAGAGGAAAAGCAGGAGCCCAAUGACGUGCCGGAGACUUACACUCAGCGCUUGCAACAGUGGCAGCAGGCCCAGGAUAAUGAUGUGCAGCCGCAGGCAUUGUGUAGGGUGCUUAGCAGCGAUUUCUUUGCUAGUAGGUCGUGCCCUCGCAGGGGCAGCGAAAGCACGCAGCCCUACGACGCGGAAGGGGGCCACGGCAGAGGCGACAUGCUGGAUGGGCACGAGCAUGAACCAAACAGGAUAGUGAACGACGGUGGUGGUGGUGGCGAAGACUGUGGAGACUUCGCCGCGUCGGCCCCGUCCUCGCUGCCGUCACGUGCGGGCUCCAUGCAGGCCAACGCCCUGAUCGGGUCCGCCGCGGCCGAGUUACGUGAAGGCCGACCUUCUACCGCUUCGUACUCAUCGACUUGCGCGACGGCGUCGGCGACGGCGGUGUCAGCGGCAACGGCGGCCAAGACGCCAGAGUGUCGCGCACCCGCGUCAUGGCAGCGCACGCGCCUCUCCAUUCCAGUGGUGCUUUCGAAGCCGCCGAUAGACGCUGGAGCGAGUCGACGUCGGCGUACCAAUGGACUGCGCCGCAGCUCUGCCCUCCCCUUCAGUAACGGCGACUCCGCCGUAGUGUCGCAGGCGGCUGGGAUCUACCCGCGACGACAGCAGGCGAUGACGUCGGCGGAAGUAGACAGCUUUAGCGCCGACGCGGAUGAGGAUGAGGAUGAGGAUGGCGGGUACUGCAGUUAUGGAUAUGAAAGCGACCUAGUCUACGUGUGA
Messenger RNA from Leishmania major strain Friedlin, 5457 nucleotides. RefSeq lists its product as hypothetical. Bases 1 to 5457 code for a protein of 1818 amino acids. NCBI's taxonomy places the organism in Eukaryota, Euglenozoa, Kinetoplastea, Trypanosomatida, Trypanosomatidae. The transcript has a single exon. The record is from RefSeq and is a predicted model, not a curated record.